AUGCACGAGAGUAAGGAACUGGAGGAAGAUUUCAUAGCUCUCUACAGGAAAAAGAGUGAAGAAAUAGAGCAAGGAACAUGUAAAAAUGGGUUAUGCUGUCAAAUUGUUGAACUGCUUCUUAAACGAACGUUUGAAAAACAUCCGGACAUGCAACAGUCGCGCGAACAAUCCAUGAGUGAUAUCCCACAAUGCUUCAGUGAACAUGAACAUUCUAAGAAACAUUACAUACUUCUGGAGGCUUUAGGAAAAUUAGCAUUUGAAACGUUAUUCAGUGAAAACAAGGAAAGCACCCUUGUGUUAAGCCAGUCAAUGAAAGAGAAACAUCUAACCCCAGAGUAUUUGAAAUUAAGUCUUGCCUCGGGACUAUUAACACAAAGUACAGAAACGACACUAACAAAACAAAUUUCUAAAUUUUCAUUCUCGCACAAAACAGAGCAAGAAUUUUUUUGUGCAUUGUACAUUAGCUGUCAAAAUGAAAGUGAUGUCAAAAAAAUCUUUCUGAAGGAAUGCAAAAGUUUACAAAAUAUUCUUGACAUGUCGACAGUGCUUGUUUUCAUCAGCGGAAUGAAUGCAGAAAUAAUUUCUUCAAUAUCUCGCAAUUUCAUGUCAGUAAUCAGUGAAGAUAAGAGAACGAGUGAAUACAGAACUACGACUGAUUACAAUAGAUUCGUGAACCAACCUCUGAAAGACAUACAAGACAUGUACAUUUCUUGUAUGAAAGAAAACACGAGCGAUAAGGAACUCAAAAUUUGCUGCCAAGAUUUUUUCUUUGGCGAAGAUUGUGAAGAAGAAAAAUACUUUAAGCAUUUAACGCAGCUCUCAGUAGACAAUAAAAACAACAUGGCGUCAAUAAAUAUCGACACAGCCCGUGGUGGUCGUAGUUUACGUGAAAUUAUUGAUUGUUGUGAUCUAGUUGAUCCGUUCAACAUCAAUAAAAUAUGCUACUCGGGUGUCCUUGAAAACGCGCUACUUCCUGUACUGUUAAACAAGUCAACGAAAUGUCUCACUGUUAGAUCGCGUGGUGGUGAUUCUUGGAGCCGUGAAAUUUUGGAAACAUUACAGAAUAAUUCUUUAUUACAAGCAAUUUAUAUCUUCAAUUUCGCGAUGAGUCACGAUGUGCUGAAUGACUUUCUGAAUUAUAUUAUAAAUAGAAAAACAAUGACGGAGAUUAGAUUGUUGUACUUACCAUGUACCGAGCACCGCAAGUCGUGUAGUUUCAGUCUGGAUUUUUGUCAGCAUUCAGAUCUAAGGAAGUUAGAAUUGGAGGGGAUACCUGAAGUGUCACAAUUGAAAGUUAAUAGUCAAGUGGAACAUUUGGAGUUGGUGCAUAUCAAUCUAGGUGAAAUGUCGCUGCCUUCUGAAAUGGGAAAUAUCAAACAUGUUGAGUUGGUGUUGGUAAACAUGUCUGUUUCAACAUUGCGUGAUCUCGUUAAGGUAGUGGAGAAACUUUUACACAAAGUCACAGUAACAAUACUCAAGUGUAAGAUAGAACCGGAAACAGAGUUUGAAGACGUUAAACAAUAUAUACGCUCAUCUCAGAAUUUCCGAGUUACGAGGGAUGUUUGGUUGGUGUUUGUGUUUGAAACAAAAGUUGAAAGUUAAGUUACUAAAUAAACUCAGACUGAUAGUGUCAAUGUAUAUAAACAUUAUUCAUUCAAACUACUAUAAAUUAUUACACAACACACUGACAUAUCACAUAUGUGUAACAUGUAUAUACACGUGUAGUGGGAACGUAGUUAGGGUUAGUUAGGUCACAGUAAGAGGUCACAGGAGAACCAGCCAAUCGGAGAGGAGGAUUCCUAUCACAUGGCCAGGAGGACCAAUCACCGACGAGCAGCAUCGCGUCACGACCAGACUCCAUUGUAUCAACUUGUGUAUUCUUGCUUAUCCACCGAAAUCCAGGGCCAUCUGGGUAGUAAGUGACCUGUAUUGUAGUUAUAUCUGCCCGUUAGGGUUAGGAACCUUUUCUGCCUCUAAUAGGAGUGUCAACUCCUGUAUAGCGAAGGCCAUUUUCGCUAUACACGUGUACAUAAUUAGAAAUAGUGACAGUCGCGCGUGUUAAUAUAAAAAACAUUGGAUGAAAUUCUAUGACAAAAAAAUGGAUGUUCUUGUACACGGAUUUAUAAACAAGUUCAGUUUCCUUUAGUAAAGAUCGGCGACAAUACUUCAAGAGCAUAGAUGUAGCCUACACAUUCACUACCAUAAAAUAUUCACCUGUACUUCCGGUGCCUGUGCUAGCCUUUAUACACACAGCGAAACAAACCGCAUGACCGCUUAUUUCUGGCAGUUGGACAGAAGAAAUUUACAGGACUAUAAUCAUAUCAUACCAAAAAGUCUGUGAGAAAAACUCAUUUCCAGAGACAAAUCAUACUGUUUUACUUAAAUUAAUUGGUAAAAAAGAAAUGUCUGUCUUUUACUUGUGUAAAUAUAUCGAUUUUAACUCAUUUUUCUACUAAGAGAAGUUACUCAGUAAAGUUGUGUAUGUAUAGAAGGAUUUCAAAUAUUCUGGCAAACUGUCAUAAGACAACAUUUUUCCAUUUUGAAGUUUUAUUGUAACCAUGUUAAAGUGUUAAAUUGAGAUAAUUAUUUUAAUUAAAUGCCAGGAAUGUUGUUAGGUACGUUUUUAUGUUGUUACCAAAAUCAUCAUUUUUCGCAUGCUUCGUAGCCUCAUACUACAAAUGUGAUUAUUUUCAUGAUGAAAUCUUAAAAAGAGAAAAUCCCUAUUUAUUUGAUAUAACUUGAAGCCUCUGUAGAAAAAUAAGUUGUUUAUAGCGGACGGCAUUCAUACAAUAGAAAGAAUAUAUUUUUUUCGAUAACAUUGUAGUGUCUGUAACCAAGUAAUGGAAAGGACUUUUCUUGAUUUAUAUAAUAAAUAAAUAAAAUUGGAAUCUUUUUGGUUUAGAUGAUUGUGAAAAAUCUCUUUGACUGAACAACAGAUGAAAAAAAAUCUUUGUAAAAACUACCUGUAUUGCUAAAUUAUUGGAGUCACAUAAUGAAUGCAAUGGCUGAUUUUAUAUCUCUUCUUAAAGUUUGAGUUUCACUUAUUUCUACAUAUUAAUUGAUGUUGCUUGUGUAUACAUAUUUGAUACACUACUGUAUGGUAGAUAGAUAGAUAGAUUUAUUCGUGAAUAUAUAUGUCAUGAAUACAAAUAUUACAAAUAUCACAUUAUAAAAACCAACAUUAUUACAAACAUACAUUCAAUUAUAUCACAGAAAUAGCUAUGUUUUAUAUCUCAGAUUGAUAUUAAAGAAAAAUGGACUAGCUCUUUUAUAUAAUAAAUAAAAUAAAUUUUGUGAGAUAUAUCACAGGAUAACCCAUAAAGUAUUUCUACUUAUUUCCAAUGGGGUCCUUGCGAAAAAUUAUCAAGGUGCAAAAUAUUGGCUGUUUUAAAUUAAACUUUGUUCUAAGAAAGACAACUCUUACUAGCAUAAAUGAUUAUCUAAAUCAAGAAUUACAUGUAUUUGUCUAUCAAAGAAUUCACUGAUUAUUAUAAGUAUCACAGUUAUAUUCAAUUAUGACAUACAUAUCACAGAAUAAAUCGGGAAAUAUUGCACACAUAUUGAUAAAAUGAUACCAUGCAACUAAUAAAAAAUAAAAUCUGACUUUUCAGCACUUUUCAUACAUUCAAUGAGUUCCUUUUUGACUGCUUUUUUAAAAGUAUACUUGUUUUUUAAUUUUUUAUGUUAUUUGGAAGGCUAUUCCAGUCAUUUAUAGCUUGAAAAUAAAAAGUAGUCGAUGUAGAACUUUCAACCUGAGGUACAUGAAAGCUGUUAACACUAUGUCUACAAUUGUAAGAAUGUUUCUUAGAGACAAGAGAAAAGUUAUUGUGUAAAUAUGCUGCUGGGAAAACUAUUAUUAAGAAUUUUAUAAAUUUUAUAAACAUGAUUGAGUCUUAGUUGUUUGACUCUGUUUUCAAUAUCAAGCCAUCCAAUGAUAUUACAAAAAUCUGACACUUUCAAAGACCUCUUAUAAUCAUAACCACAGGUAAACCUGAUAACUUUAUUUUGAGUCGUUUGUAAUCUGUUUUUCAACUGUUUUGAAAUACCACUAUACCAAGAUGAAGAGGCAUAGUCAAAAUGACAUUGUAUUAAAGAAUUACAUAAAUUCUUUCUCAUAUUCAUGUUUAAACACUUACUUUGCCUAUACAAAACUUUCAGUUUAGAAUUGACUUUUUUAACAAUGUUGUUAAUAAUUGUGGAUGGAGCAGAAAGAUCAUUGUCUAAUACACUUCCAAGAUAUUUAACAGAUUUUUGUGAUUCUAUGGUAUGACCAUUACAAAAUACAUUGAAUUUGUCAACCUUUGCUAGUUUUCUUUUAGAACCAAACAAGAUACAUUCAGUUUUGCCAAGAUGCAGUGAUAAUUUGUUGUCAACUAAGCAUUUACUACAGUUUUCAGAUAUAUGAAUAGUGAUCUUUUGUAUAAGACUAGAGUAACAGAUAGAUAUAUGGUCCGUUCGCCUUAGGUAAUUCGUAUUGUGUAAGAACAUUUUUGAUUUAUGUCAGUUAUGUUUAUUGAUUACUUUUGAAGAGAAGACAUGCUAGCUUAAUGUUGUUUUAAUCUAAACCUUGUUUCAAGAGAUAUAUAAUUAUGUGACAC
Molecule: messenger RNA, 4598 nt
Organism: Mercenaria mercenaria
Lineage: Eukaryota; Metazoa; Mollusca; Bivalvia; Venerida; Veneridae
Exons: 3
Coding region: 1-1602 (533 amino acids)
Source: RefSeq, a predicted model, not a curated record